This is a messenger RNA of Zymoseptoria tritici IPO323, 1068 nucleotides long. RefSeq lists its product as uncharacterized. The transcript has 4 exons. Bases 149 to 790 code for a protein of 213 amino acids. Gene Ontology annotation, biological process: ribosomal subunit export from nucleus; protein import into nucleus. The record is from RefSeq and is a predicted model, not a curated record. Gene Ontology annotation, molecular function: GTPase activity; GTP binding. Gene Ontology annotation, cellular component: cytoplasm; nucleus. Lineage: Eukaryota; Fungi; Ascomycota; Dothideomycetes; Mycosphaerellales; Mycosphaerellaceae.
CUUCUUGACAUCGAUCACCACGAACAAGCAGCCACACACCACUUCGAUACCGACGAGACCUACACACGGCCUCGCACCUCAGCACUUGACGCACGGAAACGACCGCGCACACGCUCACUCGCAAAACAUCCCCGCACACGACAGCAAAAUGGCGGAGACUCCUACCUUCAAGCUUGUGCUUGUCGGCGAUGGCGGUACCGGAAAGACCACCUUCGUCAAGCGCCAUUUGACCGGAGAGUUCGAGAAGAAGUACAUUGCUACGCUCGGAGUCGAGGUCCACCCUCUCGGAUUCACCACGAACUUGGGCCCAAUCCAGUUCGACGUCUGGGACACGGCAGGCCAAGAGAAGUUCGGCGGUCUUCGUGAUGGCUACUACAUCAACGGCCAGUGCGGUAUCAUCAUGUUCGACGUCACAUCUCGCAUCACCUACAAGAACGUGCCCAACUGGCACCGCGAUCUCGUCCGCGUCUGCGAGAACAUCCCGAUUGUCCUUACCGGCAACAAGGUCGACGUGAAGGAGCGCAAGGUCAAGGCGAAGACCAUCACCUUCCACCGCAAGAAGAACCUCCAGUACUACGAUAUUUCCGCCAAGUCCAACUACAACUUCGAGAAGCCUUUCCUCUGGCUCGCGCGCAAGCUCGUCGGCAACCAGUCUCUGGAGUUCGUCGCUGCGCCAGCCCUCGCCCCACCAGAGGUCCAGGUCGACCAGGCCGCUAUGGCUCAGUACCAGAAGGAGAUGGAGGAUGCUUCCGCCAUGCCCCUGCCCGAUGAGGAGGACGCCGACUUGUAAAGAGCCAGCGACUCAAAUCUCGCGGGAUUGGAGGACACGACGCUUGUUGGGGUGCUGCGCAUAACGGGCAGGACUCCGCAGCGAGGACGUACGCAUACCGAGAAAUCGAAAUGACACAGGUCGCACGGACCCAAGUGGGAGGAUAUCAUGGCUAAGCGGGUUGCUGUACUUUCAACCUUUUCGGAGGGACAUUUGACGACACGAGAGCACACUGAGGUGCACUUUCCACUACCACGAAUGAGAGCAGGGCAGUACAUUGCGAAGCGAUCAUCAAAGUC